Messenger RNA from Emiliania huxleyi CCMP1516, 633 nucleotides. RefSeq lists its product as hypothetical. The transcript has a single exon. Lineage: Eukaryota; Haptophyta; Isochrysidales; Noelaerhabdaceae. The record is from RefSeq and is a predicted model, not a curated record. Gene Ontology annotation, cellular component: cytoplasm. The annotation marks the transcript as partial. Gene Ontology annotation, molecular function: endopolyphosphatase activity; phosphatase activity. Gene Ontology annotation, biological process: polyphosphate catabolic process.
CGGACGAUGGUCAUCGGUGACGUCCAUGGCUGCCACCGAGAGCUGCAGCAGAUGCUCGCCCGGCUCUCGCCCGGGCCGAGUGACAGGGUCGUCUUCGUCGGCGACGUGAUCUCCAAAGGUCCCGACCCAGUUGCGUCGCUGCGGCUUGCGCGCAACACUGUGGCUGCAGCCGCAGCGGGCAGCGAGAUACUCGUCGGCAACCACGAGCGUAACCUGCUCACGUGGCUGAAACAGCGAGAUCAGGGCGUGCCCGCUGGAAAACGCUCUGGCUCUGGCGAGGGCAACAGAAUGACGGGCGAGCAGCUGACGCGCGGCGAGGUGGAGUGGCUGCGCGGCCGGCCCGACCGAUUGGCGCUGCCGGAGCAUAACGCCAUCGUCGCGCACGCAGGGCUGCGCGCGGGCGUCCCGCUCGCACAGCAGCAGCAUGCCGACCUGACGGCGAUGCGGAGCCUCGAUGCCGCCGGCCUGCCUUCGCCAACGGCCGGGGCCGUCUCGUGGGCGGCGAGCUGGCGCGGGCCGACGCACGUCAUCUUUGGGCACGACUCGCGCCGCCGGCUGCAGCUCCACCCCUUCGCCACCGGCAUCGACACGGGGUGCGUGUACGGAGGCCAGCUCACGGCGCUCGUCCUGCCA